UUAUUAAACGACAAUUUUAUGAAAUUGCUUUCAGUGUAGAAUUUUUUCGAAUGUUUGCCUCUUAAAUUUUAGUUGUUCAACAGUCUCAUUUUCCACCCAUCCAAUUCCAAAAUGUUCAGCUCAACUCCCACUCCACAAUUUUUUGCCCAACCAUGCACCCCCAAUCCGACUUUCAGUACACUAUUCGGCCAGCAACAACCCUCUUCUCCACCGAUAUUCGGCCAAAGUCAAAUAUUACCUUGGGGUCAGGCUCAAUCUGCACCAAUGACACAGCCAUCGCAAGUGGGUUUCAAUUUCAAUAAUCUACAGCAGCAGACGCAACCACUCUUCCAAGGUAACUUUGGUGGUCAACCUAACGUUUUCGAACAGCAAGUAGUUCAGCAGCAACCUGCUUUUGUACAACAACCGUUUCAGACGCAACAACAACCUCAACAAAUUCAGUACCAAUUCGGUCAACAGCAACAACAACCUUUUCUCCUGCAACCUCAGCAGCCGAUUAUACAAACGGUUCUACCGGUAACAUACCAACAACAACUUUCCCCAGAAAUUGUUUUUGUACCGUACGUGUUGGAUGAAAGUGGGCGGAUAAGUCCUAAAAGGGAGUGUUCCACUUCUUGGGACAGUGAUAUGGCUUCAUUUCCUGAAAAGUACACUCGGACGUCCAUCCUACAGAAAGAAGGAAGAGGUCCCUCCAUCCUAUCGACAGAUCCGAAAUAUCAAAGUCCUGUAUUCGACUGGGGCAGGAACCUAUAUUCUGGUCAGAUCAGUGCUAUAGGAUACAACAGAGACUUGCAACCCACCGUGACAAAACUCCCUGGAGAGCAAACGGCCGAAAAUGGGAGGAGAUUUCUAUCAAUGUCAGACAAAAUGGAGUUGGAUAUGCUUCGAAAUGAAGUCGAAAUCCUCAAGGCGGGAGACUUCAAUAACACGAUUAACCUCCGAAAGAAAAUGAACCAGCCGCCACCCAAAGUCGGUUUAUUUGACCAACCUGUCAACGAUGACGCUUGGUACGAUGCCUGGAAUAAGUGUGAGCGUGGUCCACCAAAAUAUAAUGACGAUAUUGACCCCAUAACUGGAAGGACGUUGCUCGAGAAACUCACAAGUCCAGUCAAUCCAAGGUGGACGAAAAGACCUGUGGGAGACAAUUCUUAUCCAUCUCGCAGAUUCAUAGACACAUCAUUUGACAUCCACUCGUCAUCGCCUAGACUAAAUUAUCGCGAAAGACAAGCACCUUCGACUUCAACCAGCAAUCCGUUAGUAACUCUACACAGAAAUAGUCCGUCCCCUGGUUUGAUGCGACUCGGUCUUAGUCAGCGACUCCUCUCAGAAGAUAUGCUUCCUGUAUAUCGACCACCUCGGCGAAUCGGGGGUGGUGACAAUAACUACGCAACCAAUUUUGGUCAUGGUUCAGCGUGUGGAGUGAUAUUGAGGAGUGCAAAAUGCUACUGCAUUCCAUCGUUACAAGAACUUGACGACUUGUACUCUCCCAUCACAAGAAAAACUGUCGUGCGUGACUUCAAAGUUGGUCAUAUGGACCAUGGAGAAGUCACAUUUCCUGGCGAACUGAACGUUACUGGACUUAAUCUCGAUGCAAUUCUACAUUUCUCCCACAAACAACUCGAAGUUUAUCCAAACAACCAUAACAAGCCUGCUCAUGGUCACGGACUAAAUCGGAGGGCGAUCGUGUCCCUGAGAAACGUCUUCCCCAAGCAGGCGACUCAUCUGACCGGAGAGAAUUUCAUACCGGAUCAAAAUUAUGAACAGGUUCUCAAACGUGCCUGCGAACGAUUCAAGGGAAAGUUUUUGAACUACAAUCGAUUCACGGGUUACUGGGUGUUUGAGAUUCAGAACGAACCCGAUGAUAAUUAAUACGUGAUUCGUAUCAAGUGAAUUAUCCUAAAUUCUAAAAAGAUUACUUUACAUUCACGUAUAUUUUGUACCGUAAAUCCACUAUUUUAUCCAACCAAACGAGGAAUAUUGAUUGUCUGCAUGCAAAUUCAAGUGAUAAAAAAUCUAGUCGAAACGAAAUCUCAAAUUUCCUAAUAAAACAGAAA
Messenger RNA from Folsomia candida, 2054 nucleotides. RefSeq lists its product as uncharacterized. Gene Ontology annotation, biological process: RNA export from nucleus; protein import into nucleus; post-transcriptional tethering of RNA polymerase II gene DNA at nuclear periphery. Lineage: Eukaryota; Metazoa; Arthropoda; Collembola; Entomobryomorpha; Isotomidae. Bases 112 to 1869 code for a protein of 585 amino acids. Gene Ontology annotation, molecular function: structural constituent of nuclear pore. The record is from RefSeq and is a predicted model, not a curated record. The transcript has 4 exons. Gene Ontology annotation, cellular component: nuclear pore cytoplasmic filaments; nuclear pore.